Molecule: messenger RNA, 2374 nt
Organism: Sturnus vulgaris (Common starling)
Lineage: Eukaryota; Metazoa; Chordata; Aves; Passeriformes; Sturnidae
Source: RefSeq, a predicted model, not a curated record
CAAAUGCUUAAUGUUACACAUGGCAAACACAUUUCUAUCUGGGAGCUAGAGAAGCCCAGGAAAACUGCACUGGAAAAAUAUUGCUUAGGUUGAUGCUUAGGGCUCAAAUCAUUCUCUUCUCUUUCCCAUCUCUUUGUCUUCCCAGUAAACGCUGAAUUACUUCUGUAAAAUACACUCCAGAUACGAAAAGUCCACUCUUGCAUGUGGCAGCUAAAGGGAAGUAUUAGUGGGUUCCCAGUGUGGAGAUUCCAUGCAAGUCCUUGCAGCUAGCACAGCGUGUCCCAGCUGAGGAUCUGCCUCAUAAGCGGGGCUCUUAAAGAGUUGCUCAUCUUGAAAGUAUUCUUGGAACAUCAGCUGAUCAAUUUUCACAGAGUCCCUCUGAAAGGAAGGCAGCUGAGGUAUCCUCCGUUUAUUGACUGAAGAAAUCGAAGCUCAGAUUUUGCACAAGGAGCUCAGCAGAGCGUGUUUGGGAGGUUUCUGGAUACUGGGUUAUGCUAAUAUUACAGCACACAUCCAGUCCUAACGCUAAAUGUGCUUAAGAGCACUCUGAAGAAGCGAAAGACAGGGAUGUAGAGAGAGGGAAGAGCCUUUUUCUUUCAUCUUAUGCAGAAAUAUUUAUGUGUGAAAUCACGCUUAAGUCAGAUAAAUCACUGCUGUCUGGUAACAGUGAAUCCAAACCCGUUUCAGUGCUAGUGAGCUAUAAUAUGGAUGUUUUGUUAAUAUUGCCUAGAUACUCGCCUUUCUCCGGGCACAAACGCUUUGAUUCAAAGGUGUUUGGGUGUACCUUUUGCUAUCCAAUUGUAACAUAUUCUUUACAUCAGGUUCUUGUAUGUCUCUCAGUUGUUAGUGUUCUAAAGCUACAGCAGCGCCUUGAAAACAAGUGUGCAUAUUUGUGGAAAGUCAUUUGUCCUUCAGGAAGCUGGGUCCACUUGUGAGUUUUCAUGGCUGCAAUUAACACAAGAUGUUAUUUAAAAUAAAGCAUAUGAAAUUGGGAGUAUUUAGCUGGAGCUUUCAACACAGAUAUUUUAUUCCCCCCUUCCCCCACACCCUGAAGAUAAAGCCUUACUUUAAGCAUUCAUCCUUUGGAUGUGUCUAAUGAUGAUGGAGUUGGAUGAUGAGGUAAUUAAAAAAAAAGUGAAUAGUAAUGCGUAGAGAGGGGUGAUGGGUACAUCAUGAAUAUAGAAAAAGAUCUCAAAUCUGAAUGGAAAUCAGGAGAGCGUAGAGUAAUAGGUGUGUGUGUGUUUACAUCUCAUGGCUCAUUGCAGCAUGUGCUGCUUUCUCUCCUGGCAGAGGUCACGGAGUUGAUGCGGAGCUGUUGGGAAUCGGGAGCUGCCCGGACCACAAUGCCCUACCCUGCCCCUGGCCUUGGGAAGUUGUGAGCUUCUCAUGUCCAUAAGGAGGAAGGAUGGCUCAUGGAAUUCCUUCACAAGGCAAAGUUACCAUAACGGUGGAUGAGUACAGCUCCAACCCAACGCAGGCGUUCACACACUACAACAUCAACCAGAGCCGGUUCCAGCCUCCACACGUGCAUAUGGUCGACCCCAUCCCAUAUGACACUCCAAAGCCAGCGGGCCACACGCGCUUUGUCUGCGUCUCAGACACGCACUCCAGAACAGAUGGCAUCCAGAUGCCUUAUGGGGACAUCCUUCUUCACACGGGCGAUUUCACCGAGCUGGGACUGCCCUCUGAGGUUAAGAAGUUUAAUGACUGGUUAGGAAACCUACCAUAUGAAUAUAAAAUAGUGAUUGCUGGGAAUCAUGAACUGACAUUUGAUAAGGAAUUCAUGGCAGACCUUGUUAAACAAGAUUACUACCGCUUUCCCUCUGUGUCCAAAUUGAAACCAGAGGACUUUGACAAUGUUCAGUCACUCCUGACAAAUAGUAUUUACUUACAAGAUUCAGAGGUAACAGUUAAAGGAUUCCGAAUAUAUGGUGCCCCGUGGACACCAUGGUUUAAUGGAUGGGGCUUUAAUCUACCCAGAGGUCAGUCUUUGCUAGACAAGUGGAACCUUAUUCCUGAGGGAAUUGAUAUACUAAUGACACAUGGACCUCCCCUUGGUUUUCGAGAUUGGGUUCCAAAGGAGCUGCAGAGAGUGGGUUGUGUGGAGCUGCUGAACACAGUGCAGAGGCGAGUAAGGCCCAAACUCCACGUCUUUGGUGGCAUUCAUGAAGGCUAUGGCAUCAUGACCGAUGGCUACACCACCUACAUCAACGCCUCCACGUGUACAGUCAGCUUCCAGCCCACCAACCCUCCCAUCAUCUUCGACCUUCCAACCCCUCAAGGAUCCUGAAGCACUACUGGGGAAGGUCUAUAAACUGCCAUUUUCUAAUUACAAAACUUACAUUCAGUUACACGUUUAUUUCAAAAUAGGGGC